Messenger RNA from Porites lobata, 1269 nucleotides. Lineage: Eukaryota; Metazoa; Cnidaria; Anthozoa; Scleractinia; Poritidae. The record is from the annotation of a GenBank genome assembly.
AUGUCUCGUGUAGUGAACAACAAUCGUGGUUUUCUUCAGCUGUUAGCUGAUUGCCCUGCUUAUCAGCGCCAGUUUCUUUUACGGACAGCUACUCCACAACAACUACAUGCACUAGUCCAAGUCUUAUACAAUAUACUUAAGGAAUACAUUCUUAUCCCCGAAGAAAAUAAGCGGAACGUGUUGCCAUAUAAGGAUGCUCUAGUCAACCUAGCAAAAACUAAUGUCCCUUACAAAACAAAGAAGCGAAUCCUUGUACAAGAGGGUGAUGGUUUUAUUCAAGACCUAUUGGUACCUGCUGUUACAAGUCUAGGAUUUCUAAUGCUAUAAAAGAGGUGACGCAUCGCUAGGUUGAUCAUCCGAACCUAAGUCUGUCACGGGUUCUCAUCAAAAAUGAAGAGAAAGAUAGAUUUGGUUGAAGAAGAACAACACGAGAGUGAACAUGAAGAAAGCAAAAGUUCUGGUGAUGAAAGCGAGGAUGAAGAACCAAGAAAAAAAGAAGAACCAAGAAUAAAAGAUGUUUUGAGUCAUCUUUCCCGAGCAGUGCCGGAAAAGCGUGCUUCUGAUUUGCUGCAUAGUAUGGCCGCGUCCAAAAAUAUUCUUUUCUGGACCCCCAGCGGACAAUUAGUUCGAAAUAAACGCACUAUUCCCGUCACAAACAUCGCUGAGCUAGUUGAGUAUGUGUUACUCCCUUAUAACAAUGAGGUUACCAAACCUCGUGCGCUGAAUACGUUUCUAGAUGGACUUGCAGAGUUAGGAAUCGAUAAAGGUUUAAUCAAGAACAAAAAGUUGUUAAGUGAUUUAAUAGAAAAGGAAAAAGGCUACCAAAAUGUAGAAAAUACUUCUGAUAACGAGAGUAAUAAUGAGGAGAGUUCAUCGGAUAUUGAAAAUCAGGAGGAGGAAAUGGCUUCUGAGAAUGGCGUUGAAGCGGAAGACACCCAAGAGAGCGACAACGACACUGAAAACGACAGUCAGGAGAUAGAAAGUAGUAACCCUGAAACGUCCACCACCUUUCACUCUAAACGUCCCUGUGAACACUGCGAGAACUCUAAUGUGUACGGGACAUUGAUCAUGAAAUGUCCUAAAUGCCUCUGGCACGAUUACUACACGAUUUGUCCUAUAUGCGAUCACCAGAUCCCCGAGGAGAGAAAAUACAUGAAAGAGGGCUUUCUUCGAUGUCACGAUUGCGGAGCAAUUACACACAAAAACGCGAAGACGUUGGAAACCAAUUUCUAUUCCCCUUCUACAGAGGAGAACGAAGAUGAAGAUUAA